Molecule: messenger RNA, 534 nt
Organism: Colletotrichum destructivum
Lineage: Eukaryota; Fungi; Ascomycota; Sordariomycetes; Glomerellales; Glomerellaceae
Exons: 2
Coding region: 1-534 (177 amino acids)
Source: RefSeq, a predicted model, not a curated record
AUGGAAGCCUCUAUUGAUCCCCAACUCGUUCCUCAGAUGACGGGAAGCAACUCCACGGCUUCCGAUGGUAGGUUGUAUGGUGUCUCCUCAGUUUAUGUCGUUCUCUCGACAGUCCUUGCCGUGACACUGGCGGCGUUGUCUUUCCUCAGCAAAGGGUCUUCCAAGUCAACGCCUUUACCAUGGGUGAACCGACCCAGCACCUUCGAUAUCCUGCAGAUGGGUGCGAAGUACCGGUUUCUUAUGGGUGCAGGAGACAUGGUCAAAAAGGGGUUCGAAGAUUUUAGCGACAGCCCAGGGUUCCGAAUGGUUGCCGAUGCUGGCGAGAUUGUCAUGUUGGAUCCCAAGUUCGCCGCGGAGCUUAAGAACGAUCAUCGCGUGGACUUCGUGAAGCUGUUUCUGCGGGAUUUCCAUGAGGGUAUUCCGGGCUUCGACUUCACCCAGCAGGGCGCUCGCGACGCCAAAAUCCUGCGAGAAGUAACCAAAAGCCAACUUACACAUCAUCUGAGUAGGAUAGCCCUGGUAAUUCUGUCAUGA